Messenger RNA from Colius striatus (speckled mousebird), 6417 nucleotides. RefSeq names its product C-terminal-binding protein 2. Gene Ontology annotation, molecular function: NAD binding; oxidoreductase activity, acting on the CH-OH group of donors, NAD or NADP as acceptor; transcription corepressor activity. Lineage: Eukaryota; Metazoa; Chordata; Aves; Coliiformes; Coliidae. The transcript is spliced from 9 exons. The record is from RefSeq and is a predicted model, not a curated record. Bases 1921 to 3243 code for a protein of 440 amino acids.
CUCUCAGAGACUCCAGGGAGUUUCCAGGGAUCAUGGCAAAUAGUAAGCGCUAUAAGGGAGGCAGGGGCAGACACUUUACUCAGUGCUGACCAUGCUGUUUCUCUGGAUUCAAAUUUUCUCACUGUCUGAAUUUACUCUUGCUUGUGCUUGCUGUGCUUUUCUGAGGAAAGGUACGUGGUCGGGGAUUUGUGGAAAGUACAGUCAUGACAUGCAAAGAUGGGUCCCUGGGCAUUAGGGGAUGAUGUGUGUAGAGGAUACAAAAAGGACUAGAUUUUGCUAAACUGUUCCUAUCAGCAGUAGCUGAAGCAGCAGUGCUCAGAAUAGUGCUCCUUUGUGGUGUUUUUUGUGGUUGAUGGUGGUUUGUUGUUUUUGUGGUGGUCUUUGUUUUAUUUCUUUGGGUUUUUUUACUGGUUUAAAUAGUUAUCAGAGAUGAGGUCAAUACAAACAGAAUGGGUUUGGUAAGAGGUCAGUUUGCAAAGUGGAUGUUUAAAUUCAUGGAAUAAGGAGAAAUGUUUAGACCCUUUUUUGGCUCUAGAAAGCACAAGACUGAGAAUUUCCUCUUGUUUGUUUUGUCUCAAGACUGUGUUUCACCCUGUGUCUAGUCUUAAGUCUCCUUAACCUACCAUGCACGAUUUUGGCUUCUCUGUGGCACCAAACUUAGCAGCUGGACUAUUUGCUAUGUGACAAUUCUAAGGUUGCUCCUGUUGUUCCACAGCACAGGCAUUCAUGUCCAAUGUUCUCAUUUGUCACCCAAGCUGCUGCUUGCCUGUAUUUGCUCAGCUGAGGGUUUGGUGAUGUCAGCAGGCAAGUUUCUGAGAAUUGGAGACAUCUUGGAUCUUUAUAAAGACUGCAGUGCUGCUUCUCCGUGUUGCUUUUUGUUCUUGCCCUUCCAAGAAAAUUAACGUCCCCAUUCCAGAAGUGCUGCAAUGCCAGUAACCUCAAGGGGCAUACUAGAAUGCUUCACAGGCCCCCCACUCGAUUUAUAUAAGAUGAUCGACAUGAGGUGGUGGUGUAGGGAUAAAAAGGCAGAAGCAACAGAGUAUUCAGCUGCAUAUUGUUUUCUCAGGUGAAGGACUUGAGCUCCUGCAUCUUAAGUACAGCAAAGGCAUAAAAAAAUAUGCCUCAGACAAAGAGCAGGCUAGGUGCCAUGUAUCUGAUGCUUGCUAGCCUGGUCACUGCUGAAGCCACGUUCUGGAGGAAGACAGAAGAAGCCAUGUACCUUCUCCCACUUUCGUGAGUGUUCUGGUUGUUCCUAAAGCUCUUUGGUGUUGAAGACCAUCGUGAUCCAUUUCUCUAGCGGCCAGGUCUCAGAGCGAUCUGUUUACAGCGACGACUCCCUCCUCGCCCAGCACUGGCGCAGCCCGAAGGCUCCUGAAGGGGUCUCCGAGCCCCGACCCGGUGCGUGGGCCGCAGCAGGCCCGGACGCGGGGCCAGCUGGGGCCGCGCGGCUCCUCCUCGCGGGCGGUGUCCCGAAGGCCGAGCAGGUCCCGCCCCGGCGGGGAAGGCGGGCGGCCGGUGCGCUCGGCCCCGUGCCGUUUCCCCGCAGCCCGGCCUCAGGAGGCGCGCGGCUCGGCCGGUUCUUGGCCCGCAGGCACACGCAGGAUUCGGACGGCCCAAGACCAGCCAUGGCCAAGGAGAACUAGUGGACCGGAGGCUCCCGAGCGGCGGUAGCGCCCGGCUGGGCCUGGGCUGGGCCGUGCCGGCGAGGGCCGCCGCGCCUCUCUUGCCGCCUCGUCGUGAAGGUUUGUGAGGAGGGUCGCGGCGUCGGCGGGCGCGGCCCGGAAGCGGAAGCGGGUGUCCCUCCCCUGUUGGCUGGGCCGCUCGGCGGGGGGCUGCGGCCCGUCCCUUCCGCUUCCUCCCGGGAACCGGCGGCGGCGAGUGACGGGCGUCCCUGCGCAGCGCUGAGGGGCGGCGCGGCCCAUGGACCGGCACAAAGUGAAGCGGCAGAGGCUGGACCGGAUCUGCGAAGGCAUACGGCCUCCUAUUGUGAAUGGCCCAAUGCCAGCGCGGCCACUGGUUGCACUGCUGGAUGGACGAGAUUGCACGGUGGAGAUGCCCAUCUUGAAGGAUGUUGCUACAGUGGCAUUUUGUGAUGCUCAAUCUACUCAGGAAAUCCACGAAAAGGUGCUGAAUGAGGCAGUGGGAGCUCUGAUGUAUCACACCAUUACCCUUUCUCGUCAGGAUCUGGAGAAAUUCAAAGCCCUCAGGGUCAUUGUGCGUAUUGGCAGCGGCUAUGACAAUGUUGACAUCAAAUCCGCUGCAGAAUUAGGCAUUGCAGUUUGCAACAUCCCUUCCUCCUCGGUAGAGGAGACUGCUGACUCUACCCUCUGCCACAUCUUGAACCUCUAUCGCCGUGUUACUUGGUUACAUCAGGCUAUGCGGGAAGGGAAUCGAGCCUCGAGUGUAGAACAGAUUCGAGAGGUGGCUGGAGGCGCUGUGCGUAUCCGUGGGGAGACUUUGGGCAUCAUUGGACUAGGCCGAGUUGGACAGGCAGUGGCUCUGCGAGCCAAGUCCUUUGGCUUCAACGUGAUUUUCUAUGAUCCCUAUCUGCCGGAUGGAGUGGAGCGAUCCUUGGGUUUACAACGAGUAGGAACCCUGCAGGAUCUACUAAUGCACAGCGAUUGCAUCACAUUGCACUGCAGCCUGAAUGAACAUAACCAUCACCUCAUCAAUGACUUCACUAUUAAACAGAUGCGCCAAGGCUGCUUCUUAGUGAACACAGCCCGGGGAGGGCUGGUAGAUGAGAAAGCCUUAGCACAAGCCUUGAAAGAGGGGAGAAUCAGAGGAACAGCAUUGGAUGUGCAUGAGUCUGAGCCUUUCAGCUUUGCACAAGGGCCCUUAAAAGAUGCACCCAAUGUGAUCUGCACCCCUCACACUGCCUGGUACAGUGAGCAGGCUUCCAUUGAAUCCAGAGAAGAUGCAGCUAAAGAGAUCCGCAGAGCGAUUACAGGUCACAUACCUGAUGCAUUGAGGAACUGUGUUAAUAAGGAGUACUUGCUGUUAGCAGCUCAGUGGUCUAGUAUUGAUCCUGCAACUGUGCACCCAGAACUUAAUGGAGCUGCAGCUUACAGGUUUCCUCCAGGAGUAGUGGGAGUACCCACCCCUGGGCUACCAGAACCACCAGUAGUGGAAGGGAUUGCAGCUCAUGGGAUCCCUCCUGUUCCUCACUCUGCACCGCGAACCCCUUCCCCGGGAGAGACAAGCAAACUGGAUGCAGACAGAGAGAUUCCUGCUGACCAAUAGCAGCAUCUUUUUCCUCUUCUCUGGCAGCAGAAAAAAGUAGGAGUGCAUCUUCUCCUAGGACCUUCUUUAACACCCUACAGAGACUGUUUCCUGUUCCUACAGGACAGGAGAAUGCAUUUCAUUACUGGCAAACUUUAGCUCUUGCCUUUAUUUUGUAACCCUUUAGUUUUAAUCUCUCAAUGAAUCUUUCUCCUCUGGGGCAGGGCAGCAGUGACCUUGCCUCUCCUCAGUAAUACUUCAUUUAAUGAGUGAGUUUUCCCAUAUAUCUGCCUCGAUUGUCUGUGAGUGAACUGUCCUUGUGCACUUGAAAAUAGAAGUGGAGCUGCCUGAUCAGGGAUGACCCUCAGUCUUCUUUAACAUCAGACUUCAGUGCACACUUUUCAGUUGUGACUUACAGUUUAAUUUGGCUGAUCCUCUUGUAAGUGUAGCCAUGGGGAAUAUUAGAAAAAUAUUAGUGAAUUGGAGAAGUUGUGAUUACUGUCUUUAUUAUGCCCUUGGUAGAAUGCAGCCUAGGCUCAGCUCUGUGUAUUAUUUUGCUUGUUUUAAUUAAGGUUUCCUGUGAAAAUGGACAUAGUGCAGGCAUUGCUAGUUCCUGAUUAUACAAAGUUUUGUCUAUGCAGUACUAGGCCUGAAGUUAAAAAUAACAAUCUCAAAGCCAGCCUUGUAAAUAAUUUGGAAAGGAUUAAAAUGUCAUCAAAUGUGUUUUGGGGGCCACUGUGUUUGUGAGGCUUCAGAAUAGUUCACCUUGGAGUCUGUGUUACUCGGAGAAGACAAGAGAACACAGAAGUGGGAAAACCUUGCACUGAGAGACAGCAAGGAGCAGUAACUUGCAGCUUUAGUUGCUGGUUCCUCAGACACUUGUACCUCACAGUCUAAGGGCAGUGUUUAUCCAUGAGGUAACUGUCAUGUUAGAAUUCUAAGCUUUGCACUACUGAUUUCUUUCUCUAUUUUUUUUUUGGCAUACCUGCAUCAAGUAGAAGUAACAUACCACUGGUCUCUGUGCUGAUGGAGAAAGCAGCUUUGAACAGUUUGCCAAAUUACUUUAGCUCUGCUAGCACACACUGCAUUGCUAAUAGUAAACGGGGCAAGACAGUGUUUUUUUACAUGAAUAAGCUUUGUGAAACUAAAGGAGAAAGAAAACUCUUGCUUGUCACCUGAAGCCAAGGAAGGAUUGUUGCUCUCAAGUCUUUCCCCAUUUCUCAAAUGAUUUAAUAUGAAUCAUUUCUUUGAGGGGUAUGGAGUUUUCAGCAAAACAGUUUCCACUGGAGAUUUUUCUUAAUUCUAAAUUUUCCUUUAACUUCACCUCAUUAUGCUUCAGUUACAGCUUUUCCAUGCACAAGAUAUAACAAUUCCCAAUUGAUUUGUUUGUGUUGGUGGGUAUAUUAAAGUCGGCUCUAUAUUGGAGGCAUAACCCUAUGUGUGGGUUUGUCUGCCUCUCUUGAUUCUUCCUUCUGUUCUGUAUCUGUGACUGGAAGCUGAACAGCUGCGAACAGACUGGAAAUACACCUUGAGGUAUGGACAGUAUCCUCUGUUGGGCUGUUUACAGUUUGGGAAGCUGAGGGGGAAGUUUCCAGUCACUUAAAUGUUCAGAAUUUUUUUUUUCCAGGUUUUAAUUUUUCUCCAAUACUGCCUUUGUAUAAUGGCUUACUGCUGAUACAGUAAAAUGAUUCAUUCCUUUUUCCUCCACCUCCACUCCUGCAAUCAAGAACGGAGAAUAGACAAGAAAACACCUAAUGUGUUUGCUCACAGAUUUUUACACUUUAACUGUUUAGCAUUAGUGAGAUGAUACUGGUUCUCUAGUGCUGAGUGUUUGUCUCGGUGAAGGUUCUCAGCUGCUGUGUUUUCAUGGAUGAUGCUGAUUCUACUUAAAAUUCAUAUACCUCCUUUUCUGCUCAGGUUUAGCACAUGAGACUGGGACUGGUGGUAGGAUAGGUGGCAGAAAAAGUUUUAGGAGAAGUUUUUCUGAGUAGAAGCCUAGAGCUCAGAAACAUGUUGCUUGCAGCUGUACCUAAAAUAGCCAGCAGCACUCUCCUGAGUUCUCUCCUCUUUAGGAAAUCUACAUUUUACAAGCUACUAGCUAAGAAAACUGUUUUUCUGACAGACUUUUCUGUCUAGUUAUUACCACAUUAGGGACGCAAUCUGUCAGUAACUACUCUUUGCUGCUGAAAAUUCCUGCCCUGCUUAGAGGUUCAGGCCUCAGAAUAUUUUGUGGUAAGGGGCUUCUAGCUAUGGGCCUUGUGAAUACAGAGGGUCAGAGUACAUUGACCUUGUCUCCUUCCAGAGCACAAUGCAAGAAGGAUUUUUUUUUAAUUUUUUUUUUUAGAGGCAGAUUUUUUUUUUUGUCUUCUUAACUGCAAGUAUCUCUAUAGACCAGUCAACUGAGCAGAGGAAGAGUGGAAAGACCUCACUUGGGGGGCACUUGAGUUUCUCAGUUCUUACUUUUGUGCCUAGAUAUACUGGUGACUAGUAAGUUUAGGAAUUAAAUAACUGAUGUCAUAAGAAAUAGUUCCAGUUAUGGAUACUAAGGAGUUGAAGCUGACAGCAUUGAUGGUGGCUCUGUUUCUAUCCAGCACUAUGUAAGGCUUCUUGGAUGUGAAGGCAGUUUUCCCCUUGAUUAAAGCCACAGCAGAAAACGUUGAGGUAAAAAUGGACUGAACCCUUAUUGUGGCCUCAAAAAAGGACUCUCUGCAUAUCUGAUCACUCUCCUUGUAUAGACUGAAUCUAUUAUCACCAGACAAAGACUGUUCUGAGCAGAUAGCUCAAAGAAAAAUUGACCAGUACUAAAGUACCCUGUGGUCUUCUCCAUCCGCUGAGUGCCAAGUCCUUUGUUAGCACUGUCUCCUGUGUGAUACACUGACUUGUAGCUUCCCCUCCCAAGCUUACUGCAGUGUACAGAAGUAGAAGGAUUUGGGGUUUUUUUUAAUGCCUUCUUUCAGAACUAGCGCAAAGCUUUAAUCCCAAAGAACAGAAGUCUCCCAGGGUGAGGCAGGAGUGCCCUAGCUGCACUAAUCUGCUUACAGGAGGUGCUCACACUGUCCCAAGGUACAUUCUGUUCAUCAGGGUCACUGCUGCUGACCAGCUUUUUUAUAGAGGACUCAGAGUUUCAGAAAUAUAUUUUUGUAGACAAUGACUAAACUGUGAAACAUUGAAAUAAAGCAUGUAAAUGAAAACUUA